Messenger RNA from Octopus sinensis (East Asian common octopus), 1004 nucleotides. RefSeq names its product zinc finger protein 675-like. Gene Ontology annotation, molecular function: DNA-binding transcription factor activity, RNA polymerase II-specific; RNA polymerase II cis-regulatory region sequence-specific DNA binding. The transcript is spliced from 2 exons. Bases 1 to 867 code for a protein of 288 amino acids. NCBI's taxonomy places the organism in Eukaryota, Metazoa, Mollusca, Cephalopoda, Octopoda, Octopodidae. Gene Ontology annotation, biological process: regulation of DNA-templated transcription. The record is from RefSeq and is a predicted model, not a curated record.
AUGCGGGAAAAUUACGAUGUAAUUCGGGAACAACCAUAUCCUUGUGAUAUCUGUGGUAAAUCAUUCUCUCGAAGCGAUAGCUUAACUAAGCACAAACGUAUUCAUACAGGGGAGAAACCAUAUCACUGUGAUAUCUGUGGUAAGUCAUUUUCUCAGGACAGUGGCUUAACUCAACACAAACGUAUUCAUACAGGAGAGAAACCAUAUUCCUGUGAUAUCUGUGGUACAUCAUUCUCUCAAAGCGGUGGCUUAACUACUCACAAAUGGGUUCAUACAGGAGAGAAACCAUAUCACUGUGAUAUCUGUGGUAAAUCAUUCUCUAAUGGCAGUAACUUAACUCAGCACAAAGGUAUUCAUACAGGGCAGAAACGGUAUCACUGUGAUAUCUGUGGUAAAUCAUUCUCUCGUUAUCAUAGCUUAGCUAUUCACAUACGUACUCAUACAGUGGACAAGCCAUAUCACUGUGAUAUCUGUGGUAAAUCAUUCUAUCAAAGUGGUAACUUGACUAACCACAAACGUGUUCAUACAGGAGAGAAACCAUAUCAUUGUGAUAUCUGUGGUAAAUCAUUCUAUCAAUGUGGUAACUUAACUAACCACAAACGUGUUCAUACAGGAGAGAAACCAUAUCAUUGUGAUAUCUGUGGUAAAUCAUUAUCUAGUGGCAGUAGCUUAACCAAUCACAUACGUAUCCAUACAGGAGAGAGUCCAUAUUCUUGUGAUAUCUGUGGUAAGUCAUUCUCUCAGGACAGUAGCUUAACUCAACAUAAACGUAUCCAUACAAAAGAGAAACCAUAUUCCUGUGAUAUCUGUGGAAGAUCAUUCUCUUAUAGCGGUAGCUUAACUACUCACAAAUGGAUUCAUACAUGAGAGAGUCCGUAUUCUUGUGAUAUCUGUGGUAAAUCAUUCUCUCAUAGCGGUAGGUUAACUACUCACAAAUGUGUUCAUACAGGUGAGAAACCAUAUACCUGUGAUAUCUGUGGUACAUCAUUCUCUGAAAGCAAUAG